GUUUAACGGUUUGUUUUACUCACACUUCGCUAGACUCUGGUUGCGAAAAAAAUAAUCGAUUAUUGUGAGUUGGUGGUGGAAAAAAACGGGAAAACCGUAUUUAUAAGUGAAAUUAGUUUUGUAAACGUCGAUUAGGCUUGGAUACACGCUUUUUUCUGUCGGUAAAAUGGGAAACUGCCACACCGUUGGACCGAACGAGGCCCUUGUGGUUUCAGGUGGCUGCUGUGGCUCGGAUCAAAAGACGUAUGUUGUUGGAGGCUGGUCUUGGGCCUGGUGGCUCAUCUCCGACAUCCAGAGAAUGUCUCUGGAGGUUAUGACCAUCCUCUGUCGCUGUGAGAAUAUCGAAACUUCGGAGGGUGUUCCCCUGGAUGUGACAGGGGUGGCUCAGGUGAAGGUGAUGACAGAAAAUGAACUGCUGGGUUACGCCUGCGAACAGUUUCUGGGGAAGUCAGUCACGGAGAUAAAGAGUGUCAUCCUGCAGACUCUGGAAGGUCACCUGCGUGCCAUCCUCGGCACCCUAACCGUUGAGCAGAUUUACCAAGACAGAGACAAAUUUGCUACUCUGGUGCGAGAGGUAGCAGCGCCUGAUGUGGGCCGCAUGGGCAUCGAGAUCCUCAGCUUCACCAUCAAGGAUGUAUAUGAUAAAGUGGAGUACCUGAGCUCGUUGGGCAAAACUCAGACCGCUGCUGUACAGAGGGAUGCAGACAUCGGAGUGGCAGAGGCAGAGAGAGACGCUGGCAUCAGGGAAGCUGAAUGUAAGAAAGAAAUGAUGGAUGUCAAGUUCUUAGCCGACACAAAAAUGGCCGACUCCAAACGAGAGCUGGAAAUGCAGAAAGCUUCCUUCAACCAGGAAGUGAACACAAAGAAAGCAGAGGCUCAGCUGGCGUAUGAGCUGCAGGCGGCCAAAGAGCAGCAGAAGAUCCGUUUGGAGGAGAUCGAGAUCGAGGUGGUGCAGAGGAAGAAGCAGAUUGAUAUUGAGGGGAAGGAGAUCGACCGUACUGACAAGGAGCUCGUCGCCACCGUGAAGAGACCCGCAGAGGCUGAGGCCUACAAGAUGCAGCAGCUGGCUGAGGGGCGGAAGAUAAAGACGGUGCUGGAGGCGCAGGCAGAAGCCGAUAAGAUCCGCCUCAUUGGUGAAGCAGAGGCCUCCUCUAUCGAAGCGGUGGGGAAAGCAGAGGCUGAGAAGAUGAGGCUGAAAGCUGAAGCCUACCAGCAGUACGGCGAGGCUGCCAAGACAGCUCUGGUCCUGGAGGCUCUGCCCCUGAUUGCCGGUAAGGUGGCUGCACCGCUGGCCAAGACCAAUGAGAUUGUGAUCCUGAGUGGAGAAGGCAGCCGCGUGACUGGAGAGGUGACCCGUCUAUUAGCUGAACUCCCCGUGUCCGUCAACGCCCUCACUGGGGUGGAUCUGUCUAAGAUGCCUAUGCUGCAGAAGAUGAUGAGCCCGCAGUGCCAAACAGCCAACUGAUGAAUCAGGCCAGAGACUUACUCUGAAUCUGUCAACAUUUAUCUGCCUCAAGCAUUGAGAGUUUGUUUGUCCUCUGACCCCUUAUGCAACUGCCUUUGACCAGAAACACUUGACACCAACCAAGUUUUUUUUGUUUUUUUUUUAAUAUUUUUAAGAGGUGUUUAAUUUUUACUAAAGGAAAAAAAAGCUGGGGCCUUUCUUCUACAGGACCAGCCUAUAUAUAUCUUCUGUUGUUUUUAGUUUAAAUUUUAAGACACACUGAUUCUCAUCACACUGCACUAGUUAGCCAGAAUUAUAUGCUGACCUGUUUUUGAAUGUUGGCCCACUUUGAUUGUGGGGGUGUGAAGGAAAAAAACACCUCAGUCUUCAAUAGUAGGUGCUGGAAAGAGUCCAAAACAUUACGGCCAAAUCUGAAUCUGAUUCUCUUUUCUGCUUGAAGUUUGGAGUGAACCACUUGCCUGUCGGGUGUUAUGACAUGUAUUCACCUUGGGAGCAGAGUGUCCCAGCUUCUACCUCCGAGCCCAGUUAGUAGACUGGUCCCAGUGUGGAAUGGGUCAGCUUUUAUUUGCUUUUAAUCUCUUAAUUCUUAGUUAACUCCAAGAGAAAUUGAUGGAAUACACUUCAGGCUCACCAAAUCUUUAAUUCACUGUGAUUGUAAAACUUUUUACAAAAUCAGUAAGAUUGGAAUCACACUUGCAUGAUAAUUCUUACCUCGCAGUAAACCAUCAUAUUGUCUCCUCGUUCUGAUGUGCAGUGCCUGUUCACCACUCAAGUGCCCAAACCUUAGGACAGUGGUUUGGCUUUGGUUGGAUUAAUGUCAGAGUAUAUCACUGUGUUGAUAGAUAAUGUUUUCAUAUUGUUCAUUGUUCUCAUCAUAUUUGCUUCUACUAACAACAGUGUUUACUCUCCACUUUUGUCACGUGUUUGGACAAAUAUAGGCAGAUAUAGACGCUAAGCAAACGCAUAACACAAAGCCAUACUUAGAGAAGAUUAGCCUUAAAAGAUACCUGCCACUCAACAUUUCUUUAUUACCCAAGUAGCACGUGGUAGACGUUCAGGGUCGGAGCUUUAAUUCCCGUUGUUACUCCUUCCUUAGUUCUCCUUCUGCUCAGAUGUGACAAUGUGUUUCUCCAAUGUUUUUCAUAGAUGUUUUGUAACUGAGUAACCUCUGCAGGUUGAACAUUGUGUUGCUUAUCUGACCACAACCAGUCUGUGAUGACAAAGCAGGAUUUUAGUGUCGGAUUCAGUUGGAAAGUUGGAAAAAGAACGUGAUCAGGUUGUAAACAUUGUAUGUGUUUGUGGUCUUCAGCUCAGUAAAUGUAAGCUUGAGCAAUGACCAAUGGCUUUCCCUGCUGCUGCAUACAAAUCUAAUGUAAUCAAAUGUCAGUUACACUUCCUAUGAAGCCCAUGUGAUGCAUUAUAAACAUACUUGUAGCAGUUGCAUAAUAAUCUGCUUAUAGAAAGUUACAGUUAUAAGCACUCAUAGUUACACUUUAUAACAAUAAUCAUAGCACAGUGAAAGCAUUUUAUGAUUUACAAGGAUGUAUUAUAUAUAUUUUUUGUCUAUAAUGCAUUAUAAACAUAUUUAUGAUGCAUUAUAGGAUCAGCCAACCCCACAGUGAUUAUACAAAUAUUGUAAUGUGUUGCCACGACCACUAUUCUGAAGAAUUAUGAUACGUGACAAAAAGGGUUGUCUAAUCAUUUUUUCCAUGACUGUAUGCAUGCUUGUAACAAUAAUUCUACAGUUCUAUGAGCAGAUUUAAAUACAUUAUAAGUAUGUUUGUAUGUGAAAUUACAGACAUAGGCUUCAUAGAAAGCAUCACCAGUUGUUCUUGUUGCUCUUGUUGCUUCAGGUCAAUCUUUUUUUUUUUUUUUUUUUAUUAACAUUUUUAUUAUUAUACUACAUAAGAUGGACACAAUACAACAACAAACAACCACAGUAAAAUAGAUCAGACAUAACAAACCACAACAAACACCACAAGACACACAUACACACACACACACGCAUAUACAAAAUCAGGUCAGUCUGAUUAAAACAUGUAGUCUGUUACAAUCAUUUAAGUGUCGGAAAGCCUGAUGACAAAUGUCCAAAGUGAAGGUUGAGUCGUGGCGUGAGAACCAGUUUGAGCCUCUAGAUGGCAGGAUCGUCACAGGAUUUAACCCAUAUUGAGUUCUCUUCUUCAUACUGAAUGAGCCUUUUUUUUUAUUUACAAGUUUUGCCUCUGUUUUAUUUCCCCUCGUGAAUUAUAAUUAACCACUUCACAGAAUCUGUGAGCGUUGUGAAGUUAUUCUAGUCUCGUCAUUUUCUUUUAUUUCCUGUGAAUAAACAUGACACGUGUGGCUUGUUUGGUCUGAGCAAAUUCCAUCUUGUUUCUGAAUUCCUCCAAGUUCAAAUGUGUUUCUGUCACCUGUAAAUGUUGAUUAAAAUGCUGCCUGGCUUGCCGCAGAUACAAUAAUUUUAUUAGCCUAUUGAUGUGUAAUAUUCCUUACCGUCAUUUGAAAUGGCCAGUAUUUUUUAACAAGUGGUUUAGGAACAUGUGAUAUCAGUCACUAACCAUUGAAACCUGACAAAGAUCACAUUAAAAGUGUGAGAAUUCUCUGCAGAAAGACAAAUGUUAUUUUUAAAUCUGCUGCACGACAGAUGAUUGACAGUUUUGGAUCUCAUUAGGUGAGAAAAACUGCCCUCCCAUUGUAGUUUCUAAAGACAUUUAACGGUUUAAAAUGUGGCAUGUUUUUUACAUAUCUGAGAUGAAUCAACUGUUAUUGUUGUUUCACGGCUGGGCAAAGGUUAAAGCAUCUAAAAAUGGGUAAAUCAUCAUAUUAUACAAUGUAAUGCUCCUUUUACUUAGAAAAGUAAAGUUUGUUUCAGGACACAGUGCCUUUGUUAAAUAAUAAACAGGUCAUUCACACUUAAAUGUGCAGUUUGUUGACACUUUGGCAUCUGGAUGAAAUAUUCUAUCAUAUAUUUACUGUAAAAAAAUAAUAACUUGCUUGUAGAAAAUGUUAUACAUAUAUACAGUUCAGCUGUAAGUUUUUCCUCUUUCUACUUUUUCUGUUUUAUGCAAUUUCUAACAUUCUGCACUGCAAAUGUACAAAGGAACACAUAUAAAUAUCUAGUUAAAUAUAAAUGUAGCAUUUAACAGCUUUUCUUUUGGAAUCUGGACCUCUUGGGAUUUUUUCUGUCAUACGUUUGGCCAUUAUACUGUGUGUCAGUUGUUGAUUUACAUUGUCUAAUCAGAAAGUGGCAUUUUAGAGGAGAAUGUGGUUAAAGACCAAACACUAUAGACCUACGCCUUAACUCUUUGUCUUCAUCUGAAACACAUCCAUCUGUCGUCUGUCUUGGAAAUAAUCUGUAAUCUCUUUUCAAAUGAUAUUGUGAUUUAUCUAUCUCAUGUUACACUGGCCUUUGGAAAACUGAUCCAGCAUGGCAUUUCAAGCACGUGUUCAUGUUACUCUGUGUUGUGUGCCGCCCUAUAAUAAAUGUUAUACCACUUCC
Centropristis striata (black sea bass) is the source of this 4961-nucleotide messenger RNA. RefSeq names its product flotillin-2a-like. Gene Ontology annotation, biological process: protein localization to plasma membrane; regulation of myoblast differentiation. The record is from RefSeq and is a predicted model, not a curated record. Bases 167 to 1465 code for a protein of 432 amino acids. Gene Ontology annotation, cellular component: plasma membrane. The transcript is spliced from 11 exons. Lineage: Eukaryota; Metazoa; Chordata; Actinopteri; Perciformes; Serranidae.